CCCGCGGCCCCCCCCGGCCGCCCCGGGAUGUACCGCCGCUCCGCGGCCGUCCCAGCUCCUCGCAGCCUCUCCGCGGGGCGGCCCCGGCUCCCUCCGCCAUGGGGGCCGCGGCCCUGCGAGCCCUCCCCUGGGCCCUGCUGCUGCUGCUGGGCCCGCUGCUGCCCGGGCAGGGCUUGCAGGCCAAUGCCCCGCGGGUCUCCGAGACCCCCGGGGGGCAGCUGUGGGGAGAGCCCGGGGGCAUCACCGCCGCGCCGCCGGCCACGGCCCAGGAGGUGCACCCGCUGAACAAACAGCCCCACAACCACUCGGCCGAGGGGCACGCCAAGCCCCGCAAAGCCUUCCCCGUGCUGGGCAUCGACUACUCUCACGUCCGCAUCCCCUUCGAGAUCUCGCUCUGGAUCCUGCUGGCCUGCCUGAUGAAGAUGGGCUUCCACGUCAUGUCCUCGGUGUCCAAAGUGGUUCCCGAGAGCUGCCUGCUCAUCGUGGUGGGCCUUCUGGUCGGCGGGCUCAUCAAAGCGGUGGGCGAGAAGCCCCCCAUCCUCAAGUCGGACAUCUUCUUCCUCUUCCUCCUCCCUCCCAUCAUCUUGGACGCCGGCUAUUUCCUCCCCUUGCGGCAGUUCACCGAGAACCUGGGCACCAUCCUCAUCUUCGCCGUGGUGGGGACGCUCUGGAACGCGUUCUUCCUGGGCGGGCUGAUGUACGCCGUGUGCCAGAUCGGCGGCACCGGGCUCAACCACAUCGGCCUGCUGGCCAACCUGCUCUUCGGCAGCAUCAUCUCGGCCGUGGACCCGGUGGCCGUGCUGGCCGUCUUCGAGGAGAUCCACAUCAACGAGCUGCUGCACAUCCUGGUCUUCGGGGAGUCCCUGCUGAACGACGCCGUCACGGUGGUCCUCUACCACCUUUUUGAGGAGUUUGCCAACUUCGAGCAAGUGACCGUUAUCGACAUCGUCCUUGGCUUCUUCAGCUUCUUCGUGGUGUCGCUGGGCGGCGUCUUCGUGGGCGUCAUUUACGGGCUGAUCGCGGCCUUCACGUCCCGCUUCACCUCCAACAUCCGCGUCAUCGAGCCCCUCUUCGUCUUCCUCUACAGCUACAUGGCCUAUCUCUCCGCCGAGCUCUUCCACCUGUCCGGCAUCAUGGCGCUCAUCGCCUCCGGCGUGGUCAUGCGUCCCUACGUGGAAGCCAACAUCUCCCACAAGUCCCACACCACCAUCAAGUAUUUCCUCAAGAUGUGGAGCAGCGUGAGCGAGACCCUCAUCUUCAUCUUCCUGGGUGUCUCCACCGUGGCUGGCCAGCACUACUGGAACUGGACCUUCGUCAUCAGCACGCUGCUCUUCUGCCUCAUCGCGAGGGUUCUAGGCGUCCUGGUCCUCACCUGGUUCAUCAACAAGUUCCGAAUCGUGAAGCUGACGCCGAAGGAUCAGUUCAUCAUUGCCUACGGGGGCCUGCGGGGGGCCAUCGCCUUCUCGCUCUGUUACCUCCUCGACUACGAGCACUUUAACAUGAGGGACAUGUUCCUCACGGCCAUCAUCACCGUCAUCUUCUUCACCGUCUUCGUGCAGGGCAUGACCAUCCGGCCGCUGGUGGACCUGCUCGCCGUGAAGAAGAAGCAGGAGACGAAGCGCUCCAUCAACGAGGAGAUCCACACGCAGUUCCUGGAUCACCUGCUGACGGGGAUCGAGGAUAUCUGUGGUCACUACGGGCAUCACCACUGGAAAGACAAGCUGAAUCGCUUCAACAAGAAGUACGUGAAGAAGUGCCUGAUCGCCGGAGAGCGCUCCAAGGAGCCGCAGCUCAUCGCUUUCUAUCACAAGAUGGAGAUGAAGCAGGCAAUCGAGCUGGUGGAGAGCGGGGGCUUGGGCAAGAUCCCCUCCACCGUCUCCGCCGUCUCCAUCCAGAACAUCAACCCCAAGACGACACCCUCCAUGACACACGCCGUUCCGGCCCUGUCCAAGGACAAGGAGGAGGAGAUCCGGAAUAUCCUUCGCAACAACCUGCAAAAAACCAGGCAGAGGCUGCGAUCCUACAACCGGCACACGCUGGUGGCUGACCCCUACGAGGAAGCCUGGAACCAGAUGGUCCUGCGGAGGCAGAAAAUCCGGCACGCGGAUCACCAGAACAUCUACCUGACGGUGCCGACUAACAAGAUCGAUUCGCCCACCAUGUCCCGGGCUCGCAUCGGCUCAGACCCGCUGGCCUACGAACCCAAGCCGGACUCGGAGAACCUGCCCAUCAUCACCAUCGACCCGGCCUCCCCGCAGUCCCCGGAGUCGGUGGACCUGCCCAACGAGGUGCCCAAGGGCUGCGGCGGCCUGCCGCCCUCCCCCGAGGAGGACGAGGAGGGGCUGGUGAUGCGGGCCAAGGAGCCUUCCUCCCCCGGCACCGACGACGUCUUCACCCCGGGGACCAGCGACAGCCCCAGCAGCCAGCGGAUGCUGCGGUGCCUGAGCGACCCGGGGCCGCGGCAGGAGCCCGAGGAGGGGGAACCCUUCAUCCCCAAGGGGCAGUAGCGCGGGGGCUGCCCGCUCCUUCCUCCGGUUUCCCUCUCUCUCUUCGUUCGUUUUCUUUCUUUGCUCCCCCACACUUUCGGGUUCCUCUAUCACUACACACCGGGUUUGGGAAGGGGGGACCGUCCUGGACGGACGGGAGCUGCGGGGACAGCCCUGCCCAGCGAGCCGUGGAGCGGCCCCGAGGAGCAGGAUGGAGCCCCCGGGACAGGAGGGACCCGGCCCCGGGGCGAGGACGCUCCCCGGGCUCCAGGACCGGUGGGGCCGGCGCGGGGCUUUGCCGGAGGUGGCCCCGACCCGCAGUGACUCCACGGGACGGCUCCCGCAGAUGCGGCGUUGGGCUGCGGCUGCAGAACCGGGGGCUUCUCCUCUCCCUUUGCUUGCUGCGUGUCUGCACCCCCCCCCGACCCCAGGGUGCGGCGCGUGGAGGUGGGGGCCGGGCUCCGCGUCGGCGCUCCCCAUCCGUGGCUGCGUUCCCCGCAGGGCCGGCUGCUGCCCACCAUUAUCCCCAGCGCUGCGUUCACGCCGGCUCUCGUUCAAUCAAUAUCCUAUAGCCGUGCGGGGGUCCCCGCUCCCCUCGCGCUUCGAGCGGCCCCCCCGCCCCCCCGGCCCCGUGCAUGUCCCCUCCUUCAGCCCCACGUGGGGGUGGAAGCAGCGCUGGCUGCUCCUGAACCAAAGACAGCCCCGGGUUGGGCGCAGCACGCGGGUGGCCGUGUUGUCCAUGUGCCAUCCCAACGGCGCGCACGCGCUCUGCUUCCGGGAGGGAGAAAAGAAGCAAUGACAAUUCUCUUGUAUAGAAAGGAAAAAAAAAGAAAAGAAAACAAAACAAAACAAAAACAAAA
Molecule: messenger RNA, 3346 nt
Organism: Numida meleagris (helmeted guineafowl)
Lineage: Eukaryota; Metazoa; Chordata; Aves; Galliformes; Numididae
Gene: SLC9A1
Product: solute carrier family 9 member A1
Exons: 12
Coding region: 99-2507 (802 amino acids)
Biological process (GO): regulation of pH; sodium ion transport; proton transmembrane transport
Cellular component (GO): membrane
Molecular function (GO): sodium:proton antiporter activity
Source: RefSeq, a predicted model, not a curated record